Molecule: messenger RNA, 1836 nt
Organism: Prosopis cineraria
Lineage: Eukaryota; Viridiplantae; Streptophyta; Magnoliopsida; Fabales; Fabaceae
Product: aspartic proteinase-like
Exons: 14
Coding region: 140-1666 (508 amino acids)
Biological process (GO): proteolysis; lipid metabolic process
Molecular function (GO): aspartic-type endopeptidase activity
Source: RefSeq, a predicted model, not a curated record
GUGACAUCUCCCCAAGAAAGGUUCUAUUUUCUCCCCUGAAUCUUUAUCAUCUUUGUCACAUGAUUAUGAUCAUCACAGUUCAUACUGACUUUAACCAAGUUUGAUAUCAUCUUCCCCCAAGAAAGGGUUUCUCUUCAUUAUGAGCUCCAAGCAUCUGUGGACAGCUUUUUGUUUAUUGGCUUUAACAUGCUCACUUCUUCCUUCUUUCUCGUCUGGGAUUCUAAGAAUUGGUUUAAAGAAGAGACCUCUUGACCUUCAAAGAAUUCGGGCUGCAAGAGCUGCAAGGGAAGAACUGAGGCUCGGAAGACCGGUGAAGGAUUUGUAUCAGUUUAUUAGUAACUCACAUGAUGAAGAUAUACUACCUCUGAAGAAUUAUGUGGAUGUGAUAUAUUAUGGAGAGAUUGGAAUAGGCACACCCCCCCAGACCUUCACUGUCAUAUUUGAUACUGGUAGUUCCAACCUUUGGGUUCCUUCAUCAUGGUGCUAUUUAUCAAUUGCCUGUUAUGUCCAUUCUUGGUACAAGUCUAGCAAAUCCAGUACAUACACUAAGAAUGGAACAUCAUGUGAAAUACAAUAUGGGACAGGAUCAAUAUUUGGAUUUUUCAGUCAAGACAACGUUGAAGUUGGUGAUGUGGUCGUAAAGCAUCAAGAUUUCAUCGAGGCUACUCGAGAGGAAAGUCUUUCCUUUGCACUCCUUGAGUUUGAUGGGAUAUUUGGACUUGGGUUUCAGGAAAUCUCAGUUGAGCAAGCAGUGCCAGUUUGGUACAAUAUGGUGAAGCAAGAUCUUGUUGGCGAGAAGGUGUUCUCUUUUUGGCUCAAUGUGGAUCCGGAGGUAGAAGAGGGUGGUGAAGUUGUAUUUGGCGGUGUUGAUCCAAAUCAUUUCAAAGGAAAACAUACUUAUGUUCCAGUUACUAGAAAAGGUUAUUGGCAGAUUGAAAUAAGAGAUUUUCUCAUUGGAGGUCUUUCGACAGGUGUGUGCGAGGGUGGAUGUGCUGCAAUUGUGGAUUCAGGAGCAUCUUUGCUUGCUGGUCCAACCUCAGUUGUGGCUGAAAUCAACCAUGCCAUUGGAGCUGAAGGAAUUUUUAGUUCAGAAUGUAAGGAAUUAGCUUCUCAAUUUGCAGACAAGAUAUGGGAUCUACUUGUCUCAGGGGUGGACCCUGAUGAAGUAUGUUCCCAUCUUAGUUUAUGCUCUACGUAUGGGGAUCGAUCUAAGAGCACUGGGAUUGAGAUGGUGACUGAAACAACAGAAAGAGAGGGGCUGUCAGCUAGAGACAAUAACACGUGUUCUUUGUGUGAGAUGGCUGUCGUUUGGAUCCAGAAUCAACUAAAACGAAAGGCAGUCAAGGAAAAAGUAAUCAACUACAUAAAUCAGUUAUGUGAAAGAUUGCCAAGUCCUAGUGGAGAAUCCACAGUAAGUUGUGAGAGUAUUUCUCAGAUGCCGAACAUCUCACUAACAAUCGGAGAUGAACUUUUCAACCUCACUCCACAGCAGUAUAUUCUGAGAAGUGGACAAGGCGUUGCGGCAAUCUGCCUCAGUGGGUUUGCAUCUUUUGAUAUUCCCCCUCCUUAUGGUCCUCUCUGGAUCCUUGGCGAUGUUUUCAUGAGGGCUUAUCAUACUAUCUUUGAUUAUGGGAACCUGCAAGUGGGCUUUGCAAAAGCUGUCUAGAGCAACUUUCGUUCAAGGCAGACAAACUCCCGUGAGUUUUAAUUAAAAAAAGAAAAUGUUAUUACUGGUAGAAAUUGCGUAAUUAGUUUAAGAUCUAUUUAUACAAGUUGUUGUGUUACUUUCUUUUAUAUAUUAAUCUGUACUGGAGGGUGGUUGAAUGCUUGCACAAA